AGUAGUAGUAGUAGUUGCUGUAGUAAUAGUGGUAAUAGCAAUCAUUGAGACAAGUUUGUCCGGAAUCCAUAUGGUUGUUCAUCGAUAUAAUUAUUUUUUGCGAGCGUUUUACAGCGAGACCGCUCGGCAAAUGCGUUUUUACAAACUGAUUAUCAUCGCUCUAGACUGAUAUUAUAUAGACUUGACAUACGUUUAGACUAUUCCCAUUCAAAUUUGAAUAGAAAAAGUCAAUCGAGUCACGUGGCUGUAAAUCAAUCAAGAAUGUAUGUUUGAAAUCAAUGUGAUUUAUGAGAACGAUGAUGAAAGUAAGGAGUAAAAUGACGGAAAACGUUAGUCAGUCAGCCGUUUACGAUGGUCAUGAAGACUGAUUUGGUGAGCAUAAUCUCAUUGUGGAAUACGAAUGAAAAACGUAAGUUUGCAUUAAGCAAAUGGUCAGAGCAGAAGUGGACACUGUACAAACAUCAUGGGAUAAGAAGGAUGACCAGGUUUGCUCAUGCACUGCUCUUGGACUGGUCGGCAUAUGACUGACAUUUUCACGAGAACUAAAUUUAACAUCAACUAGACGGGAAUUCGCUGGACCUUGUGGUGGUUCCCAACAAAAGGAGCUUAUAAACGUUAUGUCAAUACACUAGUUUAUUAAUAAUAUACCAAAAAUAAUUAAUAGUAAAAAACACCAAAGUGUGUCUGUGAGUAAAAACCAAGAGUAACAAAAUAUAGUUAUGAUACAAAUGGUAUAUUAUACAAACGGACAAUAAGAGUUACUAUAGAAUAAAUGUUACUUGUGAGCUGCUUCGUGAGAACAACAACCACAAAUAAGUUCACUUGAUUAACGAAGGUUCCUCUGCAAGUAAUUGCACCAACGGUGUAUUGAGAUAGAUAUCGUCCAAUAGUAUUAUAAUAUAAUAAUCCGUGCCAGAAUUCCAACGUGGUGUUCGGAACGGCUAAAGGAAUGUUAUAACACUAUUAUAGUCUUUAAUCAAAAACCGUGGUCAAUAAGGCAGAAGAACAAACGGUGCAGAUAGGCAACGCUCCUAGGGUAUCGUCCACUGAUAGGGGUUCCAAGCACUUGAAGGUCAAACUGUCGCAAAAUGAUUGGUGCUUCACAUCGACAAUUCGUGAAAAUUUUCAGAAGCGGUCAAAUCAAGACAUUUUUAGAUUUGAAUUGAGUUCAGCCACACCAUGUCUGGUAACGUUCAUUCUUCAAGUAACGAAGACGAUGCCAUCGUGAUGAUGCAUGAUAUAGGACGAAUCUCCAACGAUAUUAUGUUAUCUCGAAGAUUUACAAGUUGGGACAAUUUUGAGACCUGUUUGAAAGAAGUACAUAAGCAUACGCAUACUGAGUACGUUAUGUCAGUAUGCAAAAAGAACAGUGAUGAUCCAACUCUAAAGUACUUUUUCGUGAGAUAUGUCUGUACAUAUGGACGUAAACGCAGUUCGUCAGAGUCAUAUGCUUGCGUUCAGGAUGUAGAUGAUGAUAGUAAUAAUCAUUCUUCUGAAGAGCAUACAACUUCUAACUCGCCAACACAACCUAGGCAAAGGAGACGACGUCGGUCAUCUACGUAUGCCUUACUUCAAAUGAAUUUAUCCUUCAGGUCGAAAUAUUGCGUUUCAAUGACUACAUGCUGCCCUGUAGUCAUAUUUUAUAUGCACAUUCUAAAGAUCUGAUUCGUGGAGGUAUGUUUGUUCCUUUAUCUCUAUAAGUUUUGUAGACUUAUUUCGACAUAGCAACAAGUGGACAAGAAAAUGCAUAACGGACCUGGUUCUUCGUGCGCUGGACAACAUCUCAAUCUCUACAGGGAGUGAUGAUCUGCUAGAGAAGUUCACUACCAACUACCACUCAAUCCAUGCUCUUAGUGAACCUUUGGCAAGUAAACUCAUCCGUUCAUGCCUCGAAGCAUCGGAAGACAUGCGCACAAGUGAUGAGUUCAAUUGGUGCUAAUGACGAGCUACAACGUCAGAAUCCAUUGUUAAUACAGACCAUAGCUAUGCUUCUUGAUAACAAGUUCUAAUAUUGUAAUCUUUUUAGUUUUACAUAAAUUCAUUUAUAUGGCCA
Molecule: messenger RNA, 2053 nt
Organism: Schistosoma haematobium
Lineage: Eukaryota; Metazoa; Platyhelminthes; Trematoda; Strigeidida; Schistosomatidae
Exons: 2
Coding region: 1180-1665 (161 amino acids)
Source: RefSeq, a predicted model, not a curated record